Molecule: messenger RNA, 980 nt
Organism: Canis lupus familiaris (dog)
Lineage: Eukaryota; Metazoa; Chordata; Mammalia; Carnivora; Canidae
Product: MAM and LDL-receptor class A domain-containing protein 1-like
Exons: 2
Cellular component (GO): membrane
Molecular function (GO): protein binding
Source: RefSeq, a predicted model, not a curated record
GUUUUAUGACCAUGGUCUGUCAGUGGGAGCAGCUGAGCUACAGCUACAUGUGGAAGAUUCCAACGACUCUACAGUACUCUGGAGAGUAUUGUGUAACCAGGGCAACCAGUGGUCACAGGCCACUAUUCAGCUUGGACGCCUUACUCAGCCCUUCCAUUUGUCACUAGAUAAAGUCAAUCUUGGCAUUUAUGACGGAGUCUCAGCUAUUGAUGACAUCAGAUUUGAAAAUUGUACCCUUUCUCUUCCUGCAGAGAGCUGUGAAGAGCCGGACUUUUUCUGCUGUCGACGCAGCAAGGCUUGCAUAGAAAAACUUCUGUUAUGUGAUUUGGUAGAUGAUUGUGGUGAUCAUACUGAUGAGGUUGACUGUGUACCUGAGUUCCAAUGUAACUUUGAAAAUGGAAUCUGUAACUGGGAACAAGAUACAGAAGACGACGUUGAUUGGACCAGGAAGCACGGUCCAACUUCAACACUUAAUACAGGGCCAAUGAAGGCUCAUACCUUGGGCACAGCUAAAGGACACUAUCUCUACAUAGAAUCUUCGGAGCCACAGGUUUUCCAAAACAGAGCUACUUUCCUCAGCCCUGUCCUCAAUGCCACCGAUGCAGGGGGCUGCACCUUCCGCUUAUAUUACCACAUGUUUGGAAAGCAUAUUUAUAGGCUGGCCAUCUACCAGAGAGUUUGGAGUAACACAAGAGACAGCUGCUGUGGCAGAUAUUUGGGAAUCAAGGCAACAGAUGGAUGAGGAAACGCCUCAAUCUUUCCAGCAGGAAGCCUUUUCAGGUAUAGAUAAUGGCUUUCGUAAUGUGUAUUUAAGAUGCAUUCAGAAUGUCUAAGGAAUAUGAAAGAUCACUAUAUCCUUGAAUUAAAAGCCAGUGGAAUUUGGUCAGAGUUAUUUGGAAGUACAUUUAUCAUGCAAUUAAGGUUGUGCCAAAGCAUGUUAAGUUGCUUUCCUCUUUGACUACCCCCAAUAAUCUGUGAUU